Messenger RNA from Perkinsus marinus ATCC 50983, 243 nucleotides. RefSeq lists its product as hypothetical. The annotation marks the transcript as partial. The transcript has 2 exons. Lineage: Eukaryota; Perkinsozoa; Perkinsida; Perkinsidae. The record is from RefSeq and is a predicted model, not a curated record.
AUGGUAGCCCCUUCACAGCCACCACCAGAGGUCCUCAGCGUGAAGCCCGUCGUCCCUCCACACGUAUUAGAAUCAUUACUCAGCUACAAAAGCAAGGCCCUGAUCAGCCGAGUGCCCUUAUCCAAGGAGGCCCUAAGGAGGAUAUCUUUCGAGGCUGAGGCGUUGUCGGCUAAGCUGGCCAGUGAGGCUUUGGCCAGCAGUAGAAAACGAAGGGAGGCAACUAUAGCUGAUCACGACAGCGAG